Molecule: messenger RNA, 342 nt
Organism: Lactuca virosa
Lineage: Eukaryota; Viridiplantae; Streptophyta; Magnoliopsida; Asterales; Asteraceae
Source: the annotation of a GenBank genome assembly
AUGCUUCAAAGAAUGUUUUCACCAUUUACCUUUGUUAAUUGUGCUUCUGUAUUGACAGAAACUGUUGGCUUUAUCAAGGCCAGACAUAAGACAUUGCAAUGGGCAAUCUAUAGGUACAAUGCAUGUUGGCUUCCAUUGCUUGCUAAACAUUCAGAGUCUAAAAUCACUGAAGGACCUUUAGUUGUUCCUCUUGAUUGUGAAUGGAUUUGGCAUUGUCACGGACUUAAUCUGGUUAGAUACAAAUCAGAUUAUGAAAAAUUCUAUGGAAGUAUUCUUGACAACUCUAAUAUUGUCUCUUCUAUUAAUCAAAGAACAUCAAGAAAGGAAACAGAAGAAACAUAG